AUGACUUUCAUUUUCCUCCUCCUCAUUUUCUCUCUCCCUUCCCACUCCUCCGCCCGCUCCACCACCCUCUCCCUCUCCCCCACCGCCCUCCCUCCGCCGCUCCAAACCGACCUAUGGCAGAAGCUCCGCCACCUCUCCGCCGCCUCCUCAGCUAGAGCCCACAACCUCAAACACCCCCAAUCCAACCCCACUACCACCACCACCACCACCACCACCGCCGCCAGCGCCCCCCUCUUCCCCCGCGGCUACGGCGGCUACUCCAUCUCCCUCGGUGUCGGAACCCCGCCGCAGAACCUGUCCUUCCUCAUGGACACCGGCAGCAGCCUCCUCUGGUUCCCCUGCACCCAGCGCUACUCCUGCAGCUCCUGCAGUUUCCCGGGAUCCGACCCGGCCUCCCUGCCCGUUUUCAUACCCAGAUCCUCCUCCACCUCCAGAAUCGUCGGCUGCCGGAACCCGAGUUGCAAAUGGAUCUUCCCCGACGUCCAGUGCCGCGAAUGCGCCCAAAACGCCACCACGUGCAGCGAAUUAUGCCCUCCGUACAUUAUCCAGUACGGAUCCGGAUCCACAACCGGGUUGCUCCUUUCCGAUUCUUUAAACCUCCCUGGCCGAACCGUGGAGAAUUUCACCGCUGGGUGCUCCGUUUUCUCGACCCGACAGCCCGAGGGCAUUGCUGGAUUCGGGCGCGGCCCACAAUCCCUCCCCUCCCAAUUAGGCCUCACCCGAUUCUCCUACUGCCUCGUCUCCCACAGAUUCGACGACUCGCCGGCGAGCAGCGAUUUGGUGCUCACCGCAGCCACAAGCCGCUCGAAAACCGCCGGCGCCGAGUACACCCCUUUCCGGCAAAACACAUCGACCGGAAACCCCGCGUUCGGAGACUAUUACUACAUCACACUUCGGAAAAUCACAGUCGGAGGAGUCAACGUGAAGGCGCCGUACGAGUUCCUGGCGGCCGAUGCCUCCGGGAAAGGCGGGACGAUUGUGGACUCCGGCACGACAUUCACGUACAUGGACAAGGGGGUUUUCGAGCCGUUGGAGGAGGAGUUUGUGAGGCAAGUGGGGAGGAAUUACAGCCGGACCGUGGAGGUCGAGAAACGGGCCGGGCUCAGGCCGUGUUUCAAUGUGUCAGGUGAAGAAACGAUUACUCUACCGCAGUUAACUUUCCAUUUUAAGGGCGGUGCGGAGAUGGUUUUGCCGCUUGCAGAUUAUUUCUCGUUCUCGGAGGAAUCGGUCGUGUGCAUGACGAUUGUGACGAGCGAUGGGGCGCUUGGAGGAGGAGUCGGGCCGGGCCCUUCGAUUAUUUUGGGUAACUAUCAGCAGCAGAAUUUUUACGUGGAGUAUGAUUUGGAAAAUGAUCGGUUUGGGUUCAAGAGGCAGUUGUGCAGAUGA
Messenger RNA from Striga hermonthica, 1386 nucleotides. Lineage: Eukaryota; Viridiplantae; Streptophyta; Magnoliopsida; Lamiales; Orobanchaceae. The record is from the annotation of a GenBank genome assembly.